AUGCAGACGGUGUUUUCCUAUCAGCUGAUCUGGGAUCGUUUUCCUGCCGUGAUCCUGUCUGUUCCUGAAGUUCCUAAUGCUCUGUCUCAGUCAAUGAACAGUGGGUUCAGAAGACCGUACCCCCCUGGUUCCUCCUGGUUCCCCCUGGUUCCUCCUGUGGUCCUCCGGUUGUCCUAUGCUGGUCCUGGGGAUUCCCUGACCUGUGAGGACGCCAGGACUUUCCAGGACUCCAGGAGAGUUCUGUCCUUUGAGAGUUCCCCUAAGAGUUUCUACGUCUGCCGAUAUAUAAACCUCCAGCGGACGCUCAGCUCCACAACCGGUCUGCACCGAGAAAAUCCAUCACCUGUCCUGACUGUUGCUCACCUGUCCUCCGUCCUCUGUCCUCUGUCCUUCAUCCUCCGUCCUGUCUCAUCUAUCAGGGACGUGUCUGACCUCAUCAUGCUCACCAGGAACCUCGUCUUCCUGGUCUCGUUGGUCCUGAUGGUGGAGGGAGACCUGGACUCCAACGACACUGGAAUACAAGCCAUGUCCACAGAUAAGGACUCGACGUCUGAUGAAGCUCCUACCGAGAGUAUGAACGCUGUGUCUCCAGAUCAGCCCGAUGAGUUUCAGUUCCACGGAGGAGGACCAGCAGACACCAGCAGCUCCAGUUCAGAGGCAGCAGACGCUCCAACAGCCAAUCAUGUGACAGCACCUGAGCCCGUCGCUGUGGCUGCUGCUAACAGUGUGGAGGAAGAAGAUGAGGAUGAGAACGCCGACUCUGAUGAAGGUGGGAAGAAAAAGUUUGCGUCCCGCUCCUCCAAACCUCAGAGCCCCGCCCACACUCACCUGAGCCAGGUACAUGACGUCCAGCGUCCCGGCCUCUCGCUGCCACCGGUCGUCCCUCAGCCCAAAGCUCUGGCGAGAAGACGGACGUCCAAGAGACGAGCCAAGACCAACCGCCGCCAGAUAUAAGACGCCCCCCAACGGCCACCGUGAAACCUGUACUCUGUCACAACACACCUGUACUGUAUGAACACUUUCACCUUCCACUACCGAGCCAUCUGAUUGGUGGACGGGCGACCAGGGGGCGGUCAGGAGGUCGUAGUCCAGCCAACUGUACUAGUGCAGUAAGAACAGGUUGAUCAGGUGAGAUGGAAGAACGGAGCGGCUCAGUUAGUCCGACGCUCCACAAACGCUCCAGUGACAUGUUCACGGCUUCUGUUUGUUCCUUUGUCCUGUUUUAAUAAAGUUAAACUGAAUUCCA
This is a messenger RNA of Mugil cephalus (flathead mullet), 1246 nucleotides long. RefSeq lists its product as uncharacterized. The record is from RefSeq and is a predicted model, not a curated record. The coding region runs from base 1 to 954 and encodes 317 amino acids. NCBI's taxonomy places the organism in Eukaryota, Metazoa, Chordata, Actinopteri, Mugiliformes, Mugilidae. The transcript has 13 exons.